Molecule: messenger RNA, 3772 nt
Organism: Cinara cedri
Lineage: Eukaryota; Metazoa; Arthropoda; Insecta; Hemiptera; Aphididae
Source: the annotation of a GenBank genome assembly
UGAAGUCUUGGGUGUCGCAGUUUUUACUCAGCACCUGGCCCGCACACUUUUAAUAAAUUAUUAGGUCGAUGAUUAUUUGAUUCAUUUUUUACAGAGUUUCAAUCAAAAAUUAAGUAAGGUAAGAAACAAUCAAAAUUAUUUAAAUAUUGAUUCUCUACGCUCGGAAUAUAUUGGUCGUAUAAAGCUGUUUAUUUAUUUAUUUGUCUUUUUUUUUUUUUAACUGAGAAAAACAUUUGUACUAGAAAUCUUGAUCCGAUUUUUAAUGUUUUCACAUCUGUAGAUUAACAAUGUGGGACAUUUUUAGAGAGAUAAUUUUUGACGAUUUUAUUAUGAUUAUUGAUUAUAGUUACAGCAAUGAAUAGUUAAAAAAUACAAUUUUUAGAUAAUAUUAUGAAUAAGUAAAACGGUUUGACAGUGACGAUUUAUAAUGAAGAUAACAAGGCUAAUACAUAGUAUAUAAAUGUAGGUUGACCGGUGACCGGUGCAUGGUAAUUUUGGGUAAACAUUUUUAUUUUUUUUUUUUGUUGCGUUUUCCUACUUUUUGCUUUCUAGAUCCUUCGUCGGUCUAUUCUAAUAAAAGUAUUUUUACGAGUGGCAAUAACUAAUUUUACAUUUUCUGUUUCCUCUAUUAUUUUUACUUCGUUCAAAAUAUUUUUUUUAAAAUCCUACAAAAAUCUUGUGUGGAACCUCAUUUGUAAGAAAAUAUUUUUAUUUCACCCUCGAACAGUAAAGUGACAAAUAAUAAUGGUAAUGAAACAUUAAAGAGUUGCUUUUUUCUUAAAUUGUCAAACUAAUAAUUUAAAAAAAUUAGCGAUUACUUUUAAUGAAUUGCCUUAUUUAUUAAUCAUUUCGACUUCCAAAAAUUCUAAAUUUUUAGGAUGCAGAUGUUUCAUGUUCUUCGUUCAGCAUACUUCAAUUACUCAAUAUUUGGAUAUCCGGUAACUGAAACACAGUCGAUGGUUUUCGUAGUGUUUAUGGUUUUUGCUAUAUUGUUAUGUUAUGACAAAUGGAAUCGUUGGCCCUAUGAAACAUUAGCUAACAAAUUGAGAGGUCCGCCGGAUUAUCCGAUUAUAGGGUCAUGUUUGGAAGGCUUUGGUGGUAAGAGAAACAAAUUAUUUUAUGUUUGUAUUGUAUUUAGCCUAAUAACUGUACAUUAGUACUGUACUUAAUUGCUAGGUUACUACGAAAAAUUAUUGAAUUAUGGACAAUCAUACAACUACGGUUCAUUUAAAUUAUGGGCUGGUAAUAAAUUAAUCGUUGUCAUUUCUAAGCCAGAAGAUCUUCAGGUAAUUAUUUUUUAUGAAUAAAUAAUUUAAAAUUAUCAAUAUAAAUGUCAACAUUCAUCUUGAACAUAUAAUGUAUUAAAAAAAAUAACUACGGUUAAUUAACGUACAUUUAAUGUUCAUUCAACCAUAUUACAUAUGUACAAUACAACUUUAGAUUUAAAAAAUAAACAAAACAAUUAAGCAUUCAAAUUAUAUAGUCAUAUAAGAUUAAACAUUCAAUUGAAAACGGGCUAAAUUAACCUCAGAAUAGUAAUAUCUCAAACCUAACAUAUCAAAUGUCUAUAAAAGGCUUAAUAUUCACAGUAUUCUAUAAAAAUUAUAGGUCUUUUAUCAGUUAGUAUCCAAUUAAGUAAAAUAUAAAUAGGUAAUGUGGACAUUUUUCCUGUUUCGAUAUAAGUAUGUCACUUUUCNUCAUACUAUUACUGGCUAAUGAUUAGAUAUAAUGAUAGUAUGUAAACCAAAAAUAUAGGGUAAUAAAAUUAUACUUUUCCAAAAAAAAAACAAUGCUAUGUAGAAAAAAAAAUACCGCACAUAUACAAAAGUUACACCCAGUUAAAUCUUUCUAAAAAUACAUUAUAAAACACGGGCUUUAAUAUAAACUAUACAUACUAAAUUCAAUUUCUAAAUCAAUUUUUUUCAGAUUAUUUUUAAUAGUUCGAAGGCCUUAGACAAAGGAUUUUUGUAUAAUAUGGCUACUAAAUUUUUGGGUGAGAGCUUGAUAACAGCUCCAGGUAUGUUCAUAUUGUUUAUUAGUUUAGCACAUUUAAUCUUAACGUUCAACUAUGGUUUACCAAUUUAUUAAUGUAGCUAUGAAUUCAAAUAAGUGUUCUUUAACCGAACCUAUCCUGUGUAAACAGGUCUUCUAAUAUUUGUUUUUUUUUAAUAUUUUUCAAGUUAAAAUUUAGGAUAGAUACUAUACUAAUUAGUUCCACCAUUUAAAUCUUCGCAUGGCUCAAAUGUCUUAUUAAAAUUAUUACAGUAGAUAAAUGGAAAAUACAUCGACGUUUGAUAAAUCCUUUGUUUAAGUACGAAAAUAUAAAAGAAAUGUUUUUCCCGAUUUUUCAAGAGAAAUCAAAACUACUAAUUCAGAAUCUACAAAAGGAAAAGGGUAAAACACAACCGUUUGAUAUCUUGGACUAUGCAUCAGAUAUUAUUCUUAAUACAGUUUGUCGUAAGUAUUAAAAUCUCUACUACUAUGGAUAUGUGUGAAUGUGGAAUACAUUGUACCAUACUAUUAUACUUGCAGUGAUUACUAUUAGUAAUAUUAUUGAUGUUUUAUUGCCUUUUUAGAAACAACAAUGGAUUACAAUCUCGACUCUCAGGCAGAUAUGGGAUUCAAAAAGAGUGUCGCAAUGUAAAACAUUUACAUAUUAACGAACUAAAUUACAAUUAAUAUGUUAGGUCAUUUGGCUAUGGACUAAAAAAAUUAUUUAUUUGCAGGGGUUUUGAAUUGAUAGUUAAUAGAGCAACUAAAGUUUGGUUGUAUCCUGAAAUUAUAUAUAAUCUUUAUAUCAAAUUGUUUGACUAUGAAAAAUAUUACACAAAUGUACAAAACUUACCAAAGCAUGUAUGUGUAUGUGGGAUAUAAAAAUAGAUAAAAUGUUUUUUAACAUUAAUUUUAAUUUUUCAGAUAAUCGAGAAAAAGAAAAAUGAAUUAGCACAAAAAUUUAAAAAUAAAUUCAGAACAGACACAGAUCUAAAGGAUGGCGAAAGUAAGUGAUAGUUUUAAUAAAAUACUACCGGAUAGUUUUUUAUUAACCAAACUGUAGGUGGUUAUCGUGUCAUUUGAGUUAAGUCAACAAAAUUGAUAAAUUUAAAUUCUGUAAUUGUACAAGUUUUUAUAACUAAAAGUGGUAUUUUUUUAUUUAAAUUAUUUAGAGAAAUGUUUUAAAGGAUUAGUAGAAACUUUAAUGGACUCAAACAAAGCCGAAUUGGGCUUAAGUGAUGAGGAUAUUAUGAGUCAUGUGAUAACUAUAGUAGCGGCUGUAAGUUCAAAAUACUCCAAAUACUAUGCAACCACAUGCAAUAAAUAAUUUUUAUUUUUUUAGGGUUUCGAAAGUACUUCAUUGACCGUUAGUUAUUGUCUUUUGUUAUUAGCUAUCUAUCCGGAUAUUCAAGUAAGUUAUUAAGUUGUUUUUGCUGUUUAAAAAGUUUGAUAUAAAAAUACGUUUCAAAAAUAUUAUUUAAGGACAGAGUUUACGACGAAAUUUAUAGCAUAUUAGGUGACAGUGAUGAACCAAUUACUAUCGAACAAACGACUAGUCUAGUUUAUUUGAAACAAGUAAUACACGAAACUCUCCGUUUAUUCCCGACUGCACCAGUUAUGGCGAGGCAACUGCAAGAUGAUGUCACAAUUGGUAAGAAAAAAAUGUAUAUUAAAAUUUAUAAAACAAAAUAAAAUAACAAUUGAUUUUAGUUACAGGUAAUCACACACUGCCGAAAGGAACAUUAUGCGGUAUAUCUCCUUUGAUUACACAUCGGAAUCC